UUGCUAUAAAAAACUACCUCUGAGACUGGGUAAUUUAUUUAAAGAAGAGUUUUAAUUGACUCUUCUCCACAGGCUAUACAAGAGGCAUGGCUGGGGAGGCCUCAGGAACCUACAAUCAUGGAGGAAGGGUGAAGGGUAAUGUUAAAGAUACAUUUUGAUCACUUCUAGGACCUUCUGAUGUAAAGGCAUAUUUGUUAAAAUCACACCCAGAGCUUUUAUUGUAAGGGUACUUUUUUUUUUUUUUUUUUUACACUUUCAGAACUUUCCAAUGUAAACAUACAUUUUGAGUACUUCUGGAACUUUUCAUAGUUAAGGUACAUUUUCUAUUUUGCAAUUAGAAAUAUGUGGAAUAGUUAUAUUUUGGCACCUUGAGAAUAUUCAGUUCUCAAUCUUUUUUAUCUAACGGUUUUAAUGCUUCUGAAGUUCCUUCCUGGUAAGUUGUUAUGUUGGGAAAUGGUGAUAUUCUAAUGCUAUUAUUUCUUUUUCAUAAAUAUUUGGCAUUCUUUUGUAAAGCACAUGCCUUUUUUAUUCUUUUCAUUUUAUUUUUAAGUGAAAAAGCUGUGUAGCAUAUGGAUUAGUCACUUCAUACAAUAGACAUUUGAUUAGAAAAGUUGGGUGCAAAUGAAAUGUAAAAAUAUGGAGUCAUAGCUUACAUGUACAAUGGUGGUUUAUUUUUCAAAGGAAUCUUACUGUAAAUCUUUUUUUUUUUUUUUGCAAAGCUAGUAUCACCUUUUAAUGUCUGUUAUUUUUAUAAACCUGAAUUUUCAUGUAGGGCACAUUUAUUCAACAAAUUAUUGAGAGCUUUUUAUGUGCCAGACACUUUGGUAAGCACUUGGAAUAGAGUAGUAAGCAGAAAAAACAUACCUGUCCUUAAUAUAGGGUGCAUCCUUACAGUUAAGAAGACAAUGAAAGUUGCCCAGCCUGGUCUCCCUUGAUUGAAGGCAGUUAUGAAACUGUUUCUUGUGAGGAAUCUUGAUUUGGAAGGUAUUAUAGGCUUUUCCUAACAAACUGGUUCAAGUAAAUGCUUUGAAGUUCAGAACCCUAAACAACCAUUCUCUAUGGGUCUGAUGAAAAGAAUAUGUGGUAUAAUUGGCAGUAUCCUCCUGAUGUCUUUCUAAUGUAAUGUCGAAUUAUGAUUGCAGAUGCCUUUCCUCAACGUGAAAUUUUGCCUAAUUUUUUGUCUUAGGAUAUUUCCCAAUGUUUCUAGGGUCCACACAUCCAUAAGACGUGUUCUAGAAGCAUGAUUCAGAAGUGUUGUGAGGACAUCACCAGGCAAGCUCUGCUUUGGUUACUAGAUUCCAUAUGGACUGGGUAGGAAAGAAGAAACACCACUUUCCUGGCAUUACCAAUGAAGUUAAUGCAAGAGCAGAGAAUUUCUAGAAGUUCUGAAAAGGCUUUGAGGCUUGUGGCAAUCUACCAUAGCUCAAACUUGAGGAGACCACCUUUCAUAAGUUGGAUUCAAAUACAAUACCUUCCCUGAAAGACGUUUUUUUGCUCCACUUUUGGGUUGGCUGUGGGACUUGCAUUAUUUUGCUAAAUUGGACCAGCAGUUCUGGGGAUGAAGAGAGGUCCCUGCUGCUUCUCAGUCACAUGGCAUGGCAGAAAUCUGCAGCCUUCGGAAUCUUCCAAGGAACAGUCAAGUGGCACUUAGCUAGAUAAAUGUUUACUAGAGGCAUCUCUUAAAACAAAGAGUUUUCCACCAAAGAUAAGUCUUUUUCUUUUUCUACUUACUCUAUAAUCCAGCAGUAUCUCCCUAUAGAUUAGUAAGAUGAAUGUGUCCACAGUUAGGUGUAUACCUGUCUUUUAAGAAAAAAGAUGUCUGUCAGUUACACUGCUAUGACCUCAGGUUCCAGAAUAUUAAGGGAACAUUCUUUCAAGAGAUGUUUCACUUUGGACUAAUCCUAAGUUUAGAAGCCAGCUUAUUGCCGAAGGGAAAAAGGAUAGCCCAAGCGACAAGAAAACACUUCUCACUAUGAAUUGGUUUGGAAGUAACUUCUUCAAGUCUCCUGAGGAUCUUUCCUUACUCAAUAUACACUCACCUCUGUUGUCAUGUAUGUCAUCUGAAGAUGAACAAUAUUUUAUUUCCAGCUUGAGGGCCCAUGUACCAGCCAGUGCUGUGGUGAAGCAGCCUGUUCGGGGAGCCAGUGGCAGGACGACAAUCACAGCAAUUGUCCAGACUGGCGGGGGCUGGAGCACCGGUCUCUUCAGUGUCUGCAGAGAUAGGAGAAUUUGUUUCUGUGGUCUAUUCUGUCCUAUGUGUCUUGAGUGUGACAUCGCCAGGCAUUAUGGAGAGUGUCUUUGUUGGCCGUUGUUACCUGGGUCCACCUUUGCACUGAGAAUUGGCACCAGAGAGAGACAUAAAAUACAGGGCACGCUGUGUGAAGACUGGCUGGCGGUGCACUGCUGUUGGCCUUUUUCCAUCUGCCAGGUGGCCCGCGAACUCAAGAUGAGGACCUCCCAAGUCUAUGAAAUCUGUGCAGUCCCAAUGACUAAGGACACCCUGGUUUGACAGAGUGAGAUAACUCUUCUUCCUUACUCCCCAACACCCUCCUUUCAAACCUCUGAGUAGAACAACUGCUUUUUCCUAAGUUUUUACUGAAAUGGUAUAAAAAUAAAUGAUUUUCCCCCUA
This is a messenger RNA of Cercocebus atys (sooty mangabey), 2630 nucleotides long. RefSeq names its product PLAC8-like 1 (gene PLAC8L1). The coding region runs from base 1973 to 2509 and encodes 178 amino acids. The record is from RefSeq and is a predicted model, not a curated record. NCBI's taxonomy places the organism in Eukaryota, Metazoa, Chordata, Mammalia, Primates, Cercopithecidae. The transcript has 4 exons.